UCCCACUUGUAACCCAAAAAAAAAAUUAGAGUCCCACUUGAACUCUUGUCACCCCCUUAAAUACAAAUAUACUCCCAGUGGAACUUUUCCUGCUAACAUGGGAUCUGGCCACAACAAUUAUAAAUAGGGGACCAUAUCAGCUUAUUUCUGCAAGACGAUUCAUCUGGGCAUUGACAGAAUAUAUUCUAUUCCAAGAUUCGGCAGUUCUAUAGAGCAAGGGAUCACAUAAGGUAAAUUCCGCUGCUAUUUACUCUGUAUAUUCUUCCUCUUUAUGGUGUUCCGCACGGAAAUUUCUUUAAAACAGUCAUCAGCCAUACCAAAAUUACCUUAGUUGGUGUUGACGAUCCAUAUCCGCUCCAAAUUGGCAUGAGAAGAGUUGGGAGAUUGCAAUUGAACUUCUGCCGAGGAGGGAGACGGUGUUUGCUGCUUUGUUGCAGAUUUCUGGCGAGAAGAAGGAGCUUCAUUGGCGCUGAUAUUCUUGUGUUCGUGAAGGAGCACGGUUCAUCCGGAGCUGCAGUGGUGUGGUUGCGUCGAGCUCACGGUUGAAUUUCGGCGGGGGCCUAUGUAGUCGGCAGCUGAGGUCGAGGUUGCUUUGUUGCCGGUCAGAGUUUCGUUGAUGCGGCGGAAAGAGGCUUCAAAGAAGCAAAGCUGCUGCUGAUUUCUUUUUAUUACUCUCGCUUUCGUCAAAGAGGGAGCAACAGACUCAUGGCAUUGCUCUGGUUCGUCGAAGAAGAAGCCGGAGGAAUGGAGGUCUCAUGUUCUGCGUGGGAAGAAGUUGACGAGAAGAUUGGGCCAGCUUCUUUAAUUUUAAUAAAUUAGGCCUUUUGGGCUUAUUUUAUGUUUUGAGCCUUCUCAUGAAUCCGUGCAAUUCCAAGAUCGAAACGAGGCCCUUGUUUUUCGCUAUUUCAAGUGAUUUAAUCAUUGCGCCACUUAUUGAAGAGGAAGGAGAUUGACUGAUUAUCAAUCAUCGGUGCUUGGGGGCCCUUCGUUGGGUUAGUGGCACCGAUCUAAAGAAUUGGUCUGAUUGCUGAUCAUUGGUGUCGCUUGGGGCCCUUCGUUAGGUUAGUGGCACCGAUCUAAAGAAUUGGUCCGAUUGCCGGUCAUCGGUGUCGCUUGGGGCCCUUCGUUGGGUUAGUGGCACCGAUCUAAAGAAUUAGGCCGAUUGCCGGUUAUUGGUGUCACUUGGGGCCCUUCGUUGGGCUAGUGGCACCAAUCUAGAGAAUUCGGCUAAUUGCACUUGUUGAAGACCGAGAUGUUGCCGCUACUUUCGACCUUUGUCCAUUCUGAAGGAGCUUGACUAAUUAUUGGCCAGUGUUACUGAUUUCUUUGUUCGUCUAGUCGGAAGAUGAAGUCAAUUGCUCGGGCUUGAGAUUGAUUAUCAUUGCUGAGCGGCCUUUUUUUUCUUUAUUAUUAUUAUUAUUUAUUUUUUUAGUAAUAAUAAUAAGAAUAAUGAUGGUUUUUUUUGCAGGUUAAAAUGAUCUUUUAAGGACAUAAGGUGUGGAGGCAAGAAGUAUCUCUCCAUAUCAACGAGCAAGAAGAAUGACGAAGAGAUUCUUUUGGAGAUGCACAAGCCAUUUGCUCGCGAGUUUUGGGGUCCAACGGUUGUGUCCUAUCGAGUUACAAACUGGACUCCUGAGUGCGAGUAUCAAACUCAGACAAUGCGGACUUUAGUAUCUGGCUUUACUCACAUGUCCUCUUCUGAGAUUCUUCCUUCUUUGGGUAGACGCAUCCUUGAUGAAAACGCCCCUUUGACAAAGACCUUAUCAUUUGGUGGUGAGUUUAGAUUCAUCACAGGUUAUUGAGACUGGGCCGAAGAUAUUUUGAGCAUGAGUAAAAGCGUUCUGGAGGAAGGACUUAUUUAUGAUGUUGUUUAUGCCUCAUUAUUCACGUAUGACCGAUGUACUAAUGCUAUUCAAGCAUUUUGUGAGGCAUGGUGUCCCACGACGAAUACUUUCCUUACGUCAAUUGGCGAAUUGACGAUCACACUUUGGGACUUGCACAUUAUCGGAGGAUUGCCUAUCAUAGGAAACGCAUAUGAUGAAUCUAUUCCGGGCACUUCUGAGUUGUUAAAUACGAGCGCUGACCGUUCAUUUCAUCUCUGCAAAUAUUUGUUUCACGCAUAUCAUCAUCUCUUUCCCAAAGCCGGAGAUAAGCGUGUUUUGCAUGUUCAUGCGUGGGUCAAAUUAUGGUUCAGAAAGGCCUCCAAGUAUACUAUGCCUCCAGUGAGAACAGAAAAGAAACGAACAUCUCGUGCCAAGGCGACCCAUAAUCCGAGCGGAGCUAUUCCAAAAUUUGGAGGAUGGUCGAAUUCUAUGAAGGUACCAUUCCACGUACUCAAGGGUCCUGCUGAAUAUGAGGAAGAGGUAUAUUUAGCGGCAUUUUUAUCGUGUUGGCUUUGUGCAUUUGUAUUGCCGCAUGAAGGUCCUAGAGUUAUCCGCCCGGAAACAUUCAGAGUUGCUUGUAUGUUGGCUCGAGGGAAACGUGUAUGCCUUGCGGUCCCGGUUCUUGCAAGUGUCUAUCAUGGGCUUAAUCGGAUCUCGAAUGCUCCAGCUCCUGAUCAAGUUAGAACGUGUUUUACCGUUCACUAUGUCUAUGGAUGGUUGGCAUCAUACUUUGAUACGCAUUUUAAGAAUGAGAUCCAUUCCACGACGCCAUUAAUGAUUUCUUAUUCGGGAGAAAGUGGAGCGAGAUCCCUCGAGAAGAGAAGUGCGCGCGAACGAAUUUUCCAGGGAGAUGUAUCAGCAUGGGUGUGUUCUACACAUCGGAGAAUCAAAGAAUAUUCUUUCUUCGAUGGUAAAAAUCCUCCAGAGGCUGAGUUGGCGCUUUUUAGGAGUCUUCGGUCUAAUUAUCUUGUAUUACGCUACCGGGAUCAUUGCAUUGAUGAGCCUUAUACUCCUCACCGCUUUAGUCGCCAAUUUAGGUAUUUUCAGGCUUAUGCUUCUGGCUUUCUUGAGAUGCGUAAUCGGAGUGUCACACUUGCUGCUGGCUUUCAACUUUGGCUACAGUUUGAGCAUGGCAUGUCACAAGCUGAAGCAGUAUUUCCGACUCCUCCUACUAUUCCAGCGAAAUUUUAUUCAUUGCAGUAUAAAGAAUGGUGGGGUCAAGUUCAUGGAAGUUAUUUGGAGAAUCAUGUGAGCGACUUGAUCAAGAUUUGCGAUCUUGCGGUUGGUGAUGUGAUCACCCCUUCAGAUCCUGUGACUCCAAUCUCCAAGAAGAAAAAAAUGCCUGACACUGAAGCUAAGUCUUUGCCUCAGAAAAAGGAUUCAUGAAGUCCUUGAUGAUGUUAGUUCCUCGAAUCAUGUUUCUUCAUCUAGCUCAAGUGAAGGAGAAAGCGCAGAUCAUGACACCGUCGCUGGAUUGAUAGCAGAAACCGGCCCAAGUCAUUGCAAAGAAGUUCUGAUCCAUGAAAUACCCAAGUCUUCUCAUGCGAAACCGGCUGCAUCUGUAUUCCAUGCAGAAGACUACUUCUUGACUUUGUAUAAGCAGUUCAUCAUUAAUACUUGUAGUGGCAUUCAACAAAAGUUAGGACGGACUAUAGCAGAGAACGUCUCAUCUCUUCGGGAGAGUGUUGAGAAUUGUGUUAUCUUGAUGGAGAAGGAGGGCAUUGACCUUUCCAUGUUGAAAACGAGAGUGAAGCAUUUCUUUGAAAGGGCACAAGCAUAUGAUCAGACGUGUUCGACUGUUGCUGAUAGGGUUCCUUCUGAGAAACAAUCUCAGGAAUUGGCUAUGUCGCAGGCUUUUUAUGAAGAUAUUGAAGCUAAGAGAUCUCAAAACCAAGUGGCAUUACUUGAUGAUGAGAAAUAUCUUAAUGAUAUCAAGAAGAAGAUAGCCUUAUUGGAAGCUGAAGCUAAGGAAGUAGAAGUUUCGAUCUCCAAGCGUCGUGUAGAGGCUAGUGACUUAGACACAACUCUUACGAAGGCUAAGGAGGAAUCUUCACGGAUUUUGAAGACUAUCAAAGCAUCAGAUGAAGAUCAAUUUACUUUAAGUACUCAGAAGAAGGAGCUAGAGGCCUUGAAGGAUGACUUAGUUAG
Messenger RNA from Cuscuta europaea, 4031 nucleotides. NCBI's taxonomy places the organism in Eukaryota, Viridiplantae, Streptophyta, Magnoliopsida, Solanales, Convolvulaceae. The record is from the annotation of a GenBank genome assembly.